UACAUCUUGGUAGUCGAAGAACUUUGGAUUGUGUGGUUUAAGCCUGUAGUAACUUUGUUUGAGCUCGAAAAGUAAUUGUAAACACUAAACGCAGCAUGUUUACGUACAUUGACGGUCGGCGAUGAUGGAUGAGCAUAUAUUAUUACAUCCAGAGUUACUGGACGAAGAUGAGCUCUAUCGGAUACUUAAGGAUAGGGGAGUGCGGAUGGACUACGGAAUAUCAAAGCGUAAGCUUCUUGAUGUUUUUCAUAGACUGUGUGUUCCUCUGCCACAGAGGCAAUACAAACUUUCUCGAAGAGGGAAGGAAUUAACAAAAAUGCGUGAAAAGCAAGAACAGGAAAAGGCAAAGCAAAGCACAUCUGUUACAAACAAUAGCCCAUCAUCAUCAUCAGCAUCAGCAUCAUCCUUGUCAUUAUUGUCGUCAUCAUCAACAAUGCCAUAUUCAAAUCGUCAGAAACAGCACUCUGACCAUACAGGAAAGGAUCGUUUAAAACCACCUCCAGAUCUUACUCAGAGUAAAAAGAUCAAGUUGAACACCAGCACCUCCACAUCUGGAAGCAGUAAAGCAAGUAAUGGAGGUGAUAAUUUCCUUGACAAAAUAAUCAUUAAAAGUAAAUCAACUGACAAGAAAGCUGAUGUAAAAGUAGAGAAGAGCCAAAAUGAAGAACAAAAUGCAAAGAAGGAUGUUUGUUCAGAACCUACUAAAGCAAAAAAGAUAACACUGAAGAGACCUGUUAUUGAAAUGGAAGAGGAGCGAAACACAGACGCGGUGUCAGAGGGAACAAAGACAAAAAAGGUCAGGCAGAAGAUUAGUUGGCCGUAAAAAUAGGAAAAGAAGCUAUUUUUAUCAUCAGUGCCUACCAUACUUCUCCCCGAAGAGUCUGAUAAGGCUAUAAUGUUAUGAAGAUAGAGUAUUCAGGAAAGCAUGUAUGCUUCAUAUACAUAAUUAAAUACAUACAGUUACAUGUGUGGGGUCCGUUUUGUGUACUUUGUGCUUGUGCAGUGUAAGCAUAUAAUGUGAAAAAAGUCCUGUCAUGCAGCUAACUAACCAUUUGUACAAAGAAUAACAUGGAGCAGUGAUUAAUGAACUGGAACUGUUGGAUAUUCUAUUAUCUAUAAGAACUGGAGCAGAUUGUCAGUUGUUCUUGGUGGUGUACUGUACGUGAUGACAAUGCACUCAAGUUCAAAACUGAAGAUUCUCUUUUUAUAAACUCUUUAAAUUGCUAAAGUUUUAUGGGGAGUUUGCAGUCUCAAAUGGUACUCCAGAUUCUUGCACUUCAGUACCCACAGUCUUAAUGUUUAUUACCUUAAUAUGUAGCUUUCCAGGCAUCUUAUGUACAGGUCACUGAAGAAGUAUUUUAAGUAUAACAGCAUUCAGUCUGCCAGCUCAGGUUUCUCAGAAUGAUUUUUAUUUCUUAUACAUGUUUAUGGGGACACUGUGUUCAUACGUAUGAUUCAAAGUGACAUUUGCAGCCCAUUUCUAACAUGAUCAUUUACACUAUUACAUGUUGAGACAUCCUCUUCUUGUAAAUUUUCAUUAUUUUUUAAUGGUCUUACCCUACUGUCAUAGACAGUGUCAUUUACCUGCCAAAAGCCAGAAGUGCUGGUACUAAUUGGUAGCUGUUCUCAUAGGGACAUCCUAGUCUUCUCAAGUAAGUAAGGUGCUUAAGCAAAUGGUUUGUAAGCAGUAUAUUGCUUCAUUUGUCCAAAUAGAGCUACUUUGGUAUCAUAUUUCAUUUACGUAAUAUGAUGACUGAGAUUUUUGAUGUA
Molecule: messenger RNA, 1770 nt
Organism: Schistocerca americana (American grasshopper)
Lineage: Eukaryota; Metazoa; Arthropoda; Insecta; Orthoptera; Acrididae
Exons: 4
Coding region: 122-823 (233 amino acids)
Biological process (GO): embryonic morphogenesis
Cellular component (GO): tRNA-splicing ligase complex
Source: RefSeq, a predicted model, not a curated record